Molecule: messenger RNA, 1356 nt
Organism: Seriola dumerili (greater amberjack)
Lineage: Eukaryota; Metazoa; Chordata; Actinopteri; Carangiformes; Carangidae
Gene: myoz2a
Product: myozenin-2-like
Exons: 6
Coding region: 233-1036 (267 amino acids)
Cellular component (GO): Z disc; actin cytoskeleton
Molecular function (GO): FATZ binding; telethonin binding; actin binding
Source: RefSeq, a predicted model, not a curated record
AGGCUGCAGCCCCCUCUCCCCACCCUCCCCACGACAAGCCCCAGUGCCGGGAGCACGAGCACCCACGAGGGUCGCACUACCCAGUCUGACCCUCUCGCCUCUCACCUUUCUGACUUCCUACUCUGAGGCAAAAAUUGAGACUCCCCCCCUGAGGGUCCUUCAGGACAGGUUGUACUGAUGUGCGCUGCCUCCUGAGACUUUCUGCCUCACCCCCGUCCCCCCAGGGGCAGCCAUGUCACAGUUCUCUACCAUGACGACCCAGGAGAGGAAAAUGCAGGCGGCAGCAAUCUGCAAGGAGGUUCAAGCCCAGGAAGAUAUAGAGAUGGAUCUUGGGAAGAAAAUGAGCGUGCCUAAGGACAUCAUGCUGGAGGAGCUGUCUCUCGCCUCAAACCGGGGCUCCCGUCUCUUCAAAAUGCGCCAGAGACGCUCAGAAAAAUACACUUUUGAGAGCGUCAGGAAUGAAAACAACAAGCAGCUCAAUAACGCAGUGAUUUCUCAAACGGAGAAUGAGAAUGCCGUGGACAGCCACAGUGGCCAGAACAACUUGGGUGUCGACCAACCACCUAACGUGCAGUCAGACACACAGGAUACAGGAAUGGUGCCAAAUCCAGAAAGUAUCGCCCCAGGGUAUGGAGGUCCUUUGAAAGACAUCCCUACAGAGAAGUUCAACUGUACGGCCGUGCCAAAGUCCUACCACUCACCCUGGGAGCAGGCCAUCAUCAGUGACCCGGCAUUAGCUGACACUCUCAUCUCCCGCAUGCCUGAGCCAGAGGCCCGACCAGAAAUACCAGGGUACAAAAGUUUCAACAGGGUGGCAACCCCGUUUGGUGGCUUCAACAAGACACCCAGACCUGCUCCCAUCAAGCCACUCCAGGUGGAACCCCUCCCCGACUUCCCUGAGCUACAGGGGGAGACGGCAGUAAAUCGACCCUCCUUCAACAGAUCCGCUCUGGGCUGGGUGUCGGCAGGCGGUCCAGUCAUCCUCCCUACUGUUCCACUUGAGCCUGUGCUCAUCCCUGAGUCAGAAGACCUUUGAACCCAAAAUGAAGUCACACAGAGAUGCUGUAGUUGAUGCACCCAAGGUUAUGGUGGGCGGGGAAAUGUUUGGGUCAGAUCAGAGUCAGGGUGAGAGAAAGCGUCCUGUUGGGCGUUCCUGGUUGAAGUUACCAUGUGUGCAGCAGCCCUUGGUUUCCCAGGGAUGUUAGCUGUUGCACUGUACUCAAAAAUGAAUUAAUCAGGAGUUAAUGUACAGUAGGCAGAGACACUACUGGAAUAAAUAGAAUUUGUUGUAUAUUAAUGUGCAUAAGAGUAUUUUAUCUUGCAGACACAAGUUUUGCUCAAUAAAGUGGUGAGGAA